AUGUUCUUGGAGGGCAAUCUCUACAGGAAAGGCAAACCCCACCUCGAUCUGGAUAACCCUGAUCGGGGAAGCACCACCCCGUUGAAGGGCGGGGAGAAGAAGGCUCCCACCUCUCAGGAGCUCACCCUGAGCUACCUCUGUGAGAAUCCCCUCAGACUGGCGGGCACCGCCGACAAGGAGCAGCAGCUCCUGCCCGGGAGGAAUCUAUUGGGCGCCCUGGGCGGCUCCUCGCGUGGCGUAAAGGGUAAGGAGGUCGCUUCUGAGAAGCCGAUCCACGAGGAGGGGCGGUGGGUGGAGAGGGAUUUCCUCCAGCUGAGCGGCGGUGGAGCGCACCCGAAGCGGGAAGCAACUAGUGGUGUAGACGGGGGCGAAGAUCGCGGGAAGAAGCCGAAGGUCGAGGCCCUAAGCCUUUCUCUUGCUCUCCCUAACCUCGGCUUGUCGCUCAGCUCCUCCAACCCCUUGCCCUCAUCGGGGCCGGCGGAAGGAACGGCCGCGGCGCCGGCAGCAUCCCCACCGGCGACCCAGGAGGCGCUGAUUACAAUUCCGGCGAAGCGGACGCAGAGCAUCAACACCCACAAUACCCGGGCGAGCUCUGACGAUUGCGCGGCCUCUCGAUCCUACUCCUACUACUCCAACUACUCCAACCCUUUCUCGCACAAUCCCAGCUGCUCCCUGACGCGCAAUUCCACUGAAAAUCUCGAGUACUCGAAGGAGAACGAUCACAUAUGGUGCGCCGGUGAGGGCACCAAUGGGUCUGUCCACAGCCGGUUCAAGCCCAUCGGGGAAGUGAAUAUCAGCAGCAUCAACUUCUCAAACCACCAAGGUUUCCAUCGCCUGCAGACCAACGGCAAGGAGGCGAAUAACAGCGUUUACAGGGCAAAUAGUUCCGAUACUUGUUCCUUCUUUCCGUCUGAGCUACCUGCAAAGCCGAAGGAGACUGGUCGCGCGAGCUCGGAUGGGUGGAGGCACGCCGCCCUCCCCACCGUGCCGGAUGGGAUCUUGAAAGAAAUAGCUUUGGAGUCGGUUCCUGCCGUGGCACAGAAGAUUCAGGAGAUCCCCGGCGAUUCCAUUGAGGCCAUCAGAGUUUACUUGAGGAACAUGAUAGGCGCCCCGGAGAAGAGGGACGAAUUCGCCAGCCUCCAGAGGAAACUCGAGAGGAGAUCUGACCUCACGCAGGAGAUUCUCCUCAAGGCCAACCGGUUCCAGCUCGAGGUGCUGGUGGCGGUGAAGACGGGCCUCUCGACCUUCCUCUCGGGGAAGACCCGGCUCCCGACCUCCGAGCUGGUCGAGAUAUUCUUGCUCUUGAGGUGUAAAAAUGUCAACUGCCGGAGUGUUCUUCCCGUUGAGGACUGCGACUGCAAGAUCUGCUCCACCAAGAAGGGCUUCUGCAGCGCGUGCAUGUGCCCCAUAUGCCUGAGCUUCGACAGUGCUCAGAACACCUGCAGCUGGGUGGGGUGCGACAUAUGCUCCCACUGGUGCCACGCCGUCUGCGGCAUCCAUAAGAAUGUCAUCAGGCCAGGGCCCUGCUCCGGAGGAGAGCCAGGGUCAACGGAGAUGCAGUUCUACUGCCUCGGCUGUGGGCACGCCUCCGAGAUGUUUGGCUUCGUCAAGGAUGUCUUCAUGUCCUGUGCCAAGGAUUGGGGCUUGGAGACUCUUUCCAGGGAGCUGGACUGCGUCAGGAAGAUCUUCCAGGGCAGCAAGGAUUUGAGAGGCAAGGAGUUGAAUGCCAAGGCCGAGGGCAUGCUGAUCAUGCUCGAGAAGAAGCUCAUCUCCCCCGCGGACGCCUGCAACAGCAUGGUGCAGUUCCUCACGUGUGAGUCUCCUUUCCCUAGAUAUCUGCGUUCAGUAAGGUUUAUUCGUGCUUCCUGCAGGGGGGGGGAGAGAAGUCAUUCACCCGUCAAUACUCUCAUCAGGCUAUCUUUUUUACCCUUUGGCUUGAAGGGUCUGCCAUGGACAGAAAAAAAAUAGCUAAACAUAGAAUAUGAUCGAUAUGCCCCGUUCAUUGACUGGUUAAGCUGCAUCGAGCUCGAAAUGAUUAAAUUAACUAGAGUACUUUGGAUCUUUUUUCCAAAGUAAGCUUUUUUCAUGCAAGAUCCAGGAAAAUACUCAGCCUGGCAGCCAGCUUUCCUACACCCCCCCUCGCAUUGACCCUGAUUUGUUGGAGGCUCACCGAUGAAAGUGAAGAACAUGCAGAACUAUUAACGUUGACUCCUGGGCACGGAUCAAGCUUUUUGUACUAUUUUUUCUUUUUAUAGUGUAUUGUUCUCCGAGUGUUGUUUACUUUGUGUUCCAUUCCUUUUCUGGUAAUUUUUUUUUGGGGGAAAAAAAGAAGUGCUUUUGAAUUAUUUUGGAUCAAUUCAUCCUGGAUUCCUGGAAUUUAAUGCCGUUCAGGGGUCCUCCUGUGACAGUCUGUGAUUUGUUUUUUGGGUGUCUUCUUAUGGAAAAUCCACAGGCGGGCCUUCCGAGUUCUCCACUACCGCCCGUGUCUCCAAGGACAAGGCGACAGCCCCGUGGAUCCGGCGAGAGGACGCCAACGUCCACAGUCUUGCGCCGUCUGCCACGGGCUCCGCUUACAACGCCGUAAACCCCGGUGGCGCCGCUAGGGAUCCGGCGAAGGACGGGCUGAAGAAGAGCGAGACGAAGGUGGUCGAAUCAGAGCCGCCGAAGGAGGGGUACGACAGCCUGGAGAGCAUCGUGCGGUUCAAAGAGGCCGAGGCGGACUUGUUCCAGCGGCUGGCCGACGAAGCGCGGAGGGGGGUGGAGCGGUACCUGCAGACAGCCCGGGCCAAGUCCAAGGAACUGGAGGAGGAGUACGCCACCAAGCUCGCGAAGCUCUGCUUGCAGGAGACGGAGGAGCGCAGGAGGAAGAAGCUCGAGGAGCUGAAGACCCUCGAGAACUCCCACUACGACUACCACAACAUGAAGAUGAGGAUGCAGGCCGAGAUCGCCGGCUUGCUGGAGAGGAUGGAGGCGACCAAGCAGCAGUGGGUCUGA
Messenger RNA from Spirodela intermedia, 2994 nucleotides. Lineage: Eukaryota; Viridiplantae; Streptophyta; Magnoliopsida; Alismatales; Araceae. The record is from the annotation of a GenBank genome assembly.